AUGGAGUCAGAGAACAUCUAUUUCAGUUCAGAGCACAAAAAUUUGUUUAACCUGAGAGACCUGAGCGGAGAAGAUAUUAACAGCAAUGACAAUCACACAGAUGAUACCCAGAAACACUGCAGGAGUUUCAUCCAGAAUAAACCAGUCAAUUGCAUUAGAAGCAGAUGGUUCAUGAUAAUCACAGUGUCCCUCGGGCUCAUCUGUGUUUUACUGCUGGUUACCAUCAUAGUGCAGCACAAUAAACUCUCCACAGAGAGAGACCUGAUGAAGAUGAGCUACAGGAACAUGGCUGAAGAAUACAAUGAAACUCUGAACAGCCUGAAUAUGAAUUACAGUAAAUUGAACGAUGACAGAGAACAACUACAGAACAGAUUUAACUCUAUGAGCCAAAAGAAACUGAAGUUAGAGACCGAUAACAAUCAUCUGAUUGGCGAGAGAGAAGAGAUAAAGAAAACAUUUAGCUCUAUGAGCCGGAAUAAACUGGAGUUAGAGAGCAAUUACAACAAUCUGACCGGUGAGAAAGAAGAACUACAGAAAACACUGAACUCUGUGAGUCAGGAGAAACUGGAGUUAGAGGCCAAUUACAACAAUCUGACCGGUGAGAAAGAAGAACUACAGAAAACACUGAACUCUAUGAGUCAGGAGAAACUGGAGUUAGAGGCCAAUUACAACAAUCUGACCGGUGAGAAAGAAGAACUACAGAAAACACUGAACUCUAUGAGUCAGGAGAAACUGAAGUUAGAGACAAAUUAUAAACAUCUGACGGGCGAGAAAGAAGAGCUAAAGAAAAGCCUGAACUCUAUGAGUCAGAAGAAACUGGAGUUAGAGACCAAUAACAAACGUUUGACUGGCGAGAAAGAAGGGCUAACGAAAAGCCUGAACUCUAUGAGUCAGAAGAAACUGGAGUUAGAGACCAAUAACAAACGUUUGACUGGCGAGAAAGAAGGGCUAACGAAAAGCCUGAACUCUAUGAGUCAGAAGAAACUGGAGUUGGAGACCAAUAACAAACGGUUGACUGGCGAGAAAGAAGAGCUAACGAAAAGCCUGAACUCUAUGAGUCAGAAGAAACUGGAGUUGGAGACCAAUAACAAACGUUUGACUGGCGAGAAAGAAGGGCUAACGAAAAGCCUGAACUCUAUGAGUCAGAAGAAACUGGAGUUGGAGACCAAUAACAAACGGUUGACUGGCGAGAAAGAAGAGCUAACGAAAAGCCUGAACUCUAUGAGUCAGGAGAAACUGGAGUUAGAGACCAAUAACAAACGUUUGACUGGCGAGAAAGAAGGGCUAACGAAAAGCCUGAACUCUAUGAGUCAGAAGAAACUGGAGUUGGAGACCAAUAACAAACGGUUGACUGGCGAGAAAGAAGAGCUAACGAAAAGCCUGAACUCUAUGAGUCAGAAGAAACUGGAGUUGGAGACCAAUAACAAACGUUUGACUGGCGAGAAAGAAGGGCUAACGAAAAGCCUGAACUCUUUGAGUCAGAAGAAACUGGAGUUGGAGACCAAUAACAAACGUUUGACUGGCGAGAAAGAAGGGCUAACGAAAAGCCUGAACUCUAUGAGUCAGAAGAAACUGGAGUUGGAGACCAAUAACAAACGGUUGACUGGCGAGAAAGAAGAGCUAACGAAAAGCCUGAACUCUAUGAGUCAGAAGAAACUGGAGUUGGAGACCAAUAACAAACGGUUGACUGGCGAGAAAGAAGAGCUAACGAAAAGCCUGAACUCUAUGAGUCAGAAGAAACUGGAGUUGGAGACCAAUAACAAACGGUUGACUGGCGAGAAAGAAGAGCUAACGAAAAGCCUGAACUCUAUGAGUCAGAAGAAACUGGAGUUGGAGACCAAUAACAAACGUUUGACUGGCGAGAAAGAAGGGCUAACGAAAAGCCUGAACUCUAUGAGUCAGAAGAAACUGGAGUUGGAGACCAAUAACAAACGUUUGACUGGCGAGAAAGAAGGGCUAACGAAAAGCCUGAAUUCUAUGAGUCAGAAGAAACUGGAGUUGGAGACCAAUAACAAACGGUUGACUGGCGAGAAAGAAGAGCUACAGAAAACCCUUAACUCUUUGAGUCAGAAGAAACUGGAGUUAGAGACCAAAGUCAAGAAUUUGAACGAUGCACUAAUGAAGAAAUCAGGGUCGUACAUGUAUUUCAUAUCCACUGAGGAGAAGAGUUGGUCUGAAAGCAGGCAGUUCUGCAGGGAUCGUGGUCAAGAUCUGGUCGUUAUCAACAGUGAAGAAGAGCAGAGAUACAUAUCUUCAAUCGUCAAGGACAGAUUGUGGAUUGGAUUGUCUGACAUAACAACGGAAGGAAUCAUGACCUGGGUGGAUAACACACCGUUAAUUAAAACGUUUUGGGCCAAAGGUGAGCCAAAUAACGACCGUGGAAAUGAGGACUGUGUUGAAAUCCUGAGUUCUUCAAAACCUAUCCUUAACAACUGGAAUGAUGUUCCAUGCUCAAUGAGGAAAAAAUGGAUUUGUGAGAAUCUGUGAGAAUCAAUGUUGUGAUAAUAAAAAAUGUUUUUAUUUA
Molecule: messenger RNA, 2524 nt
Organism: Paramisgurnus dabryanus
Lineage: Eukaryota; Metazoa; Chordata; Actinopteri; Cypriniformes; Cobitidae
Source: RefSeq, a predicted model, not a curated record